AAAACAGUUGUAAUUUAUAAUGAAUUACAUGAACAAAAAGUAAAAAGGAAAGGAGUGGAAGAUGGUAGAACUUAAUUCUCACACAAGCGUCCAUUGAUGGAAGAAACAAGAAACUUCAAGAAAUCAACUUUUCAUUUUUCCUUAUAAAAACAAUCCAUUUCUCUCGUUCCUUCAAUUUUGCAACAGAAAAUAAUUAAAAAGCCCAAAAUAAAUACACCCAAAAUCUGAUCGACAGUCUCAAAUUAGUUCUCUCUAAUCUCUCCAUCUUCAUUGCAAAAAUGUCUUUGAUUCUCAACGAAAUCUUCGAUCCAUUUCUUUCUAUGAUUAACCAAUGUCCUGUUUUGAAUACCCCCACUGACUGGAAAGAGACUCCGGCUGCUCACGUCUUCAUCGCAGAUUUGCCCGGGUUGAAGAAAGAUCAGGUCAAGGUAGAGGUGAUGGAGGACGGUGAUGGACGGUUGCUGCAGAUAAGCGGAGAUAGAGGAGACGACGCUACUGCCGCUAAUGACAAGAACGAUGAGAGUAGUGGUCAUAAAUGGCGUCGUGUGGAGCGUUGUCGGGGGAAAUUCUGCAGGAGGUUCCGGCUGCCGGGGAAUGUGAAGGCGGAUGAAGUGAGCGCGGCGAUGGAGAACGGAGUUUUGAGAGUGACGGUGCCAAAAGAGGAAGUGAAGAAGCCGGAGAAGAAGGUGAUUGAGAUUGAAGGACUUUAGGAGCUCUUGGUCAAAGUUAGACUUCUUUUGGCUAAGAAUGUGUAUUAUGCAUGAUGGUGUGUGCGCAAUAUUUGAUCAAUAUGUUUGUAUUUCCUAUGUGUGAAAUUAAGAAGUAAAUAAAUGGAGUCGCUUCGCUUGUGAUA
Molecule: messenger RNA, 853 nt
Organism: Cucumis melo (muskmelon)
Lineage: Eukaryota; Viridiplantae; Streptophyta; Magnoliopsida; Cucurbitales; Cucurbitaceae
Product: class I heat shock protein-like
Exons: 2
Coding region: 279-710 (143 amino acids)
Biological process (GO): response to salt stress; protein complex oligomerization; response to heat
Source: RefSeq, a predicted model, not a curated record